AUGCGUUUCUCGACUCUCCUCCCCCUCGCUCUGGCGGCCGUUCCCGCUGUUUCUGCGGUUGGGAAACUGGGAUUUGCUCUCGGUGUCAAGAACGCGGACGGCUCCUGCAAAUCACAGGCGGAUUUUGAGAAGGAUUUCGAUGUGCUCAAGGCCCAUGCAGAUAUUGUUCGAACAUACGCUGCGGCUGACUGCAACAAUGCUGAAGCCAUUGUGCCUGCUGCGAAGAAGAAGGGAUUCAAACUCGUCUUGGGUAUUUGGCCUGAUGUCCCAGAGUCUUUCGAUGCGGAUACAAAGGCUUUGCAGAAGGCCAUUCCAGGAAACGAGAAUGUAAUCACUGCGAUUACAGUUGGAUCGGAGACUCUAUACCGUGGUAACUUCACUGGCCAGGAACUUCUGCAGAAGAUCAACCAAGUCCAAAAGAUGUUCCCCAAGGUCACCGUGGGCACUGCGGACAGCUGGAACAAAUAUGCCGAUGGUACUGCUGAUCCACUCAUUGCGGGUGGUGUUAAGUUCUUGCUUGUCAAUGCUUUCGCUUACUGGCAAGGACAAGACAUUAACAAUGCGACCGCCACCUAUAUUGAUGACAUGAUGCAGGCCAUCACUCAUAUCCAGAAAAUUGCCGGAAGCAAUGCUGACAAGAUUAAGAUCGCCACCGGAGAGACUGGCUGGCCAACUGACGGAGGAAGUGACUUCGGAGCUGCCAAAGCUGGAACUGCAAAUGCCAAAAAGUUCCAUGACACCGGUGUCUGCGCGAUGCUCAAGUGGGGUGUUGACGUUUUCUACUUCGAGGCCUUUGACGAGCCAUGGAAGCCCAAGAGCAUUGGCGACAAUGGCAAAGCUGCCGAUGAGACCCACUGGGGCAUGUAUACCGCAGACCGCCAGCCGAAAUUCAAGGUUGAAUGCUAG
Messenger RNA from Uncinocarpus reesii 1704, 906 nucleotides. Its product is annotated as glycosyl hydrolase family 17. Gene Ontology annotation, cellular component: cell surface; extracellular region; fungal-type cell wall. Gene Ontology annotation, biological process: carbohydrate metabolic process; cell wall organization. The record is from RefSeq and is a predicted model, not a curated record. The transcript is spliced from 4 exons. Lineage: Eukaryota; Fungi; Ascomycota; Eurotiomycetes; Onygenales; Onygenaceae. The coding region runs from base 1 to 906 and encodes 301 amino acids. Gene Ontology annotation, molecular function: glucan endo-1,3-beta-D-glucosidase activity; 1,3-beta-glucanosyltransferase activity.